AUGUUUCGACUCCUCCGCCUACGGCGUCUUCUGCCCUUCAGCGCGCGAGUUAGAAAUACAAGCGCUCCGCAAGCCGAUGUUAUCCGCGUACAGAGAGUCAGAUUUCGGAAGAAAAGGUUUAAGAUUUCAGAUGUACUCGUCAUAGCCGGCCUCAGCUAUGCUUUUUACGAGAUCGUCACCCGAGCUCUGAUCGUCUUGGUAAAAGAAGUGGAUAUAGAACUCACGGAAGAGGAGCUCCAAGAACUUGAAGAUGAAGAGGCAGAGCCUCUUUUCAUCCCAUUUCCAGGCUUCACACAGACAGUCGAACCAGUGCCGUUCCGGAGUUCCGAUCCCGAGUGGCGAGAAUAUAUAAAAGUUAGCAGGAAUCAAGCGCUUUUAUCAUCAAUUCGAACCAACCUUGCUGAGAUGGCGCGUCGUGCUGUUGCGAACGAUCGUCAACUGACGAGCAGAUGCGGAAAGGACGCCACUGUUUCUCGAUUUUGGUUGGACGUGCAAUACCCAUUAAAACCACCACCAACUUUCGUCCGACAGGGAUUGGCCUUUGGCGGAGGGGAUGGUAUUACGUGGACCACACAGCCAGUUGAUUCAACUGCCGUCUUUUGGACAAGGCAAGCACUCUGGCCUUCGGCGCUAACUUCGUCUUUAUGGAGCUUCACCAAUGCACUGGUGCUGCAAAAUGCCACUACUAUCGCGAGGUUUUUCGGGUACGAAUCCCAACAGGAUUCACUAUCCAAUAUGCAACAAACAAUGGAAAAAUUACUACAGCUUAACAAGCAGGCCAGAAAGCCUAGUUCGGACUCACCACCCUUCCCCUCUCAGGACCGCACAAGCGAGGGUUCAGCUACUAGUCCUUUGCCUUCGAUGGACAAGAGAGCCGCAGGCUCUACAACAACGCCUGAGACUCUAGGUACAGGGACUAGCGUGGACAGCAGUGUGCCGACCGUAUCAAGUGCAAAAGUGUACAUGACUCGAACAGCUCAGGAACACACCAGUGGUCCCUGGGAUAAGUUCAAGAAGAACUUGGCACAGAAAUGGCGUCGGCCACCUGCCUAUCCCCCCAGGGGUUCGAUAUGCGUGUCUGGACUCGUUGAAGUAGUAACCCAGCGUACCGUCCUAACCGUCGAUUGCAUCGCAUGGUGGGAUCCCCAGACAAAAAACUAUGACCCGCGAACGGUGUACCUAGGACUAAGGGCGAUCCGUCCAAAAGUACAGGCGCCGCUUAGGUAG
Molecule: messenger RNA, 1227 nt
Organism: Xylaria bambusicola
Lineage: Eukaryota; Fungi; Ascomycota; Sordariomycetes; Xylariales; Xylariaceae
Exons: 4
Coding region: 1-1227 (408 amino acids)
Source: RefSeq, a predicted model, not a curated record